This is a messenger RNA of Mauremys reevesii (Reeves's turtle), 1238 nucleotides long. RefSeq names its product mitochondrial ribosomal protein S22 (gene MRPS22). The transcript is spliced from 8 exons. Gene Ontology annotation, molecular function: structural constituent of ribosome. Gene Ontology annotation, cellular component: mitochondrial small ribosomal subunit. The coding region runs from base 86 to 1120 and encodes 344 amino acids. The record is from RefSeq and is a predicted model, not a curated record. Lineage: Eukaryota; Metazoa; Chordata; Testudines; Geoemydidae.
CCAGGGACUACACGUCCCAGUGUGCCUAGCGCGCUCACCCGGAAGCCGCUUUGUGGGGGCGUGGCGGACUGAGUAGCGCACCGGCAUGGCGGGUCUCGGAGCGCUCUGGUGGCGGAACCUGUGGCGCCGCGCGGCAGCUCCCCUCGCGCUGCAGCGCCCAGGGCGAGCCCUGUUGUGGAGCCGCGGGUACGGCCAGGACGCGGGCUCGGAGGCCGACAAAAAAGAGUCAGAUGUCACAAAGCUUUGUUUUAUGGAUGAACUGGUUCAGAGUUUACUCUCUAAGAUGACAGGGUUGGAUUUACAGAAGGUUUUUAGACCCAUUAAACAGGAGCUCAAGCCACCCACUUACAAGUUAAUGACAGAAAAACAACUAGCAGAGGCCACAAGAAAAGCCAUUGAGGAAGCUAAAGAACUAUUAAAAAUGCCUCCUGUUCUGAGUGAGCGAGAGCCAAUUGAUGAUGUGUUAGCAGAAGACAGGAUCCUGGAAGGAACUGAAACUGUCAAAUACGUGUUUACUGAUAUAACUUACAGCACUCCACAUCGUGAGCGUUUCAUUGUAGUUAGAGAACCAAGUGGUGUGUUACGUAAGGCUACCUGGGAAGAACGGGACAGGAUGAUUCAAGUGUACUUCUCGAGAGAGGGACGCAAACUUGUUCCACCACCAAUAUUCAAGGAUGAAAACCUUAAGACUGUGUUUCGUGAGGACCGUCAUGAAGAUGUACUUAACCUGUGUAUUGCACAGUUUGAGCCAGAUUCAGCUAACUAUAUCAGAGUUCAUCAUCAGACAUAUGAGGACAUUGAUAAACAUGCCAAAUAUGAUCUUCUACGUUCAACAAGACACUUUGGAGGAAUGGUGUGGUAUCUGGUAAAUAGGAAGAAGACAGAUGGCUUAUUAAUCGAUAUGAUCCAGAGAAAUUUAAUAGAUGAUGCUACAUGCUUAAUCAACCUCUAUCAUAUGCUCCAUCCUGACUGUCAAUCAGCAAAAGAAGCGAAAGAAGAGGAAGUUUAUGGAGUAGAUUUAAUCAAGGUGUUCAUGAAAACAGAAUCAAAGAAGGUAGGAUAUAUAGAGCUGGCUCUUCAGGCUUAUCAAGAAACACUGGCUAGUUCAGCAGCUUUGUGAAAUAAAAAGGGCUUAUUUAAUCAAGUGUUAACGUUCAAGCAUUCCAUCAUGUUAACAUCUGAGAAGUACAAAAUGUUAAUGCUGUAUAGAACUCUAAAAUAAACACAAGUGACUAAGG